AAGCGGUAGUUUCUCUUCGACCGGGCAUCACAACGGACGGCCGCGUACAUUUGUGCUCGUGCCGUGAAUCUUCGGGGUGGGGUGACGUGUUUUUCUUCCGUCGCGAUUGCUCCCGCGUCCGCGUGGCCCAGUUAGAGAAUCGUUUGUGAUCGUUGCAGAUACACAGGUGGCGCAAUGUUUGCUGGCUCGGCCAAAUUGCUUUCUCGGAGGUGAAGAGUUUGAGAUCGAUUAUUCAGUUCAAGCGUGUCCAGGGGCAGUGCUCAGUGUUGUACCGUGCUUGGGACGCAAUUUCCGUCCUUCGUGAGUAAUUGGGUGUGUGAAGUGUGUAUCGUACGGCGUGCGGAAGCAAUGUGUCUCUAAUGCGAUGGUGUGGGUGAAAAAUAUAAUUUAGAAAAGUGUACUUCACAGUGAUUGCGUUCGGGUUUGAGUGAUGGGAGGCGGUUGCGGUGCAUUUUAGUUUUGUAUUGUUCUGGUUUCCAUGACCCAACAGUGUUAUAUCCUGAACGUCAUCUUCAAACUUCCCUUUAUACAACCGGUUUCCUUCCAUUAACGGGGUGCUUUUCAAGAGCCCAUCGAACCGCGAAAGGAUCAUCCAAACGCCAAACGGUCGAAAAGUGAGUCGUGUGAUAUCCACCCAGUGUUUGCUGCGGCUUCUUUUGAUACAGUUCCUACCGGUUUCGUGUUUCUUUUCGCGCUUUCCACAGCUAUAAUAGCGGAGCAGAUUGUGCCGGCAGCCUAAUCUGUCUUCCGGAGUAUUUAAUUACCUGGAAACCGGAGCAUCCGUCUGGUCCGGUCGAUAGCCAUCGUAGUGCGCCUAGGAAUGCCUUCCUUCCAAUUAUUUAUUUAUUUUUCCAUUCACCUGGCAAGGUGAUUGCGAGCGGAAAAAAUGCACCUCAAUGGGUGGAAUUUGCACAACCGUCUUACGGCAUUCCAUGGCGCGGGAAUACGUGCGUUACGUGAGUUUGUUUACUGUGUAUGUGUGCAAAGAGAAAGCGAAAGAAGAACGCGCGUGUGUGUGUUUAACUUAGGAAAGUACCACAAUUCUACCACGGACUGAUUGAUAUGCAUAUCAUUCAUAUGCGUACGGUUUCGCCUAAAUCCCUUGCGGGGAAAAAUCACUUACCGCGCGCUUCGCUUCAUUGCCUCCCCUUGCAUUCACGGCGGUAGGUGAAAAGAUGAGUUUAAAAGGUAAAUAACAAAGAGUAAGCCACACAAGUCACGUCAAUCAAAAAGAACAAGUCAGUUCGUUAGAAUGUGAAUAACGCCCCACGUCUCAUUCGUUCCGGGAAUGAGCUUAGACCCAAUCGUACCGCGGCCCAGAAAAAGCCGAACAAACAACAAGUGAAAGUGAAAGUGAAAGGAUAUAAAUGCGCAAAACAUACGCAAACAGUAUCGCAAAGUUAGUGUACACAAAGGGCCAGUUGGCAGCCCGGUUCCGCACGUGGUACUAUGUGGUUUGUUGAUUUUACUGACAAAAGCCUUUCGGCUUAUUGGGUGCUGCACACUCCGAAUCGUCUUUAAGAAAAUGGUGACGAAACAUCGUUCCACGUCGUUACGAAAUAACAACAGCCGAUAUAAAACCCACCAACCGCCCAGAUCCAUCUCCGUGUGAUUGAAUCAGCACAGGGCGGCACAACAACAAGUGGGGCCGACGGCGCCAAACAAGGUGGUGUGAAUAGUGAAUGCGAAGCCGCUACCACAAAAACGCAUUAGUGAACAUGUGCACAAGGACAUCGCGUUGCUGCUGGUUCGGUGGGCCCGGCUGGAAAAGGGUGCUGUGCUAUCGCUGCGUCUGCUUCCUGUACGCGCUGAUUGUGCUGGGAAUCGUGCUGCUACCGGCCCCAGUCGAGUCGGGCUGCAGGCGGCUGGUGCGGAAACCGUGCGAAGCGAUCUGUGUACGCAGGACGCCCGACGACGUGCCGAACGCUGGUCGGCGGCUACCGAUCGGAACAAAUCCGACCAGCUUCGCCGGGGAACGGGGGAACGUGUCUUUACCACUCACGGCCUCCGCCACCGGGUGGACCUGCGAGCUGCGGAUCGUGGUGAUCAUGCCGGCAAACACGAGCGUGGAAGCAUCACUGCCGCGCGUGCAGCCCGUGCUCGAGAAGGCGGAAGGCUACAUCCGCCGGGAGGGCAUUAUACCGGCCGACGUAGCCAUUCGCUGGAUCCCGUUCGACGAUCGGUGCGAACAGGCCCGGGCGACGGUGAUGGCGAUGGACGGUACCGGCAGUGACUACUGCGGCCAUCUCAUACUGGGACCGAGCUGUGAUUUCGCUUUAGCGCCUGUUGCAAGAAUUGCACGAUACAUCUACAAUGACGGAAUUCCGGUGAUCACCGGAGCCGGAUAUACAUUUGACUUCGAGGAGCCAAAGACACACUGUGAAAACGAGUUUCAUAUGCUUAUUCGUACGGGGCUGGUCAGUUUCAAGCGGAUGGCAUUCUUCAUGAUAGAACUAAUCCGGCACUUCAACUGGAACCGCGUGGUUUAUUUCUACGAACGGCAGAGCUACUACAACGUGGCCGGACCGCAAACGGGCCACUUGCUGAUGAACACGAUGGCGGAGUUUUUCCGCCACGAAAACAUUACCUACUCUCCCUUCUCCACCGACUCGGCCCGCACAAACCUCACCGAGAGUCUGAAGGAAAAGGUCGGCCUCAGCUAUGCAAGUAAGUUCCUUCGCAAAACUUUUAGGACGUAAGGUUUCUGUUCGAUCAAUUUGUACUUUUGAGGGUGUGAGCUCGUGUGUCGUCUGAAACGUGCUUCUUGCAACAUAAAAGAAGGUUCGAAGGGGAUCCCUCUUUUACGAAACGAUGAGGUAAGGUUUUUUUUACAGUAUGUUGAAAGACAGGUUCCCAACGCUUUUCAGCACUUUAAUUAUACUGAACCUUCUUGGCAGCCAAAGCAAUUUCGUACCAUUAUACGAUGCUAAAGUUACAGCCUUUCUUUCAUCUCAUCAUUUCAAAUUUCUUUAAAGCAAUAAUUUGCUAUCGUUACUGUGCUUAGGAUGGUUUACAACAUUGUUCUCAAUGUUAUCUUGAACCUGAAUUUUCAAAUUAUUCAUAUUUUCUUGAUCUACACUCGAGGACACUGCAACUGGACAUAUUUUGUAUGAGUUUCCAUUCAUAAACGAUACUAGUAGAGCUAUAAAUAUUGCGUGCAAUUUUAUGUAAAUGCUUGGUCAGCAUGGACAUGGCCAGCAAAUCUUCUUAUCGUAUGAAUAUAAUUCUAUCACUGAAACCACAUUAAACUGGCCACGUGCUGUACAUUUUUAACAAUGUAAACAAGCGUUGUGGAGAACUAAAGAAAAACACGCAAAUUGUACGCCGUCAGCACGAAGGAAGCAGAAACGUAGAAUAUGCCAAUGACGAACCAAUGUUGAAGUUUCCGUGGCUUAGAAUCAUAUUACAGUCCCUUAGGAUGGGAGGAAAAGGUGAUCAUGACGAAGCAUUGA
This is a messenger RNA of Anopheles gambiae (African malaria mosquito), 3452 nucleotides long. RefSeq names its product atrial natriuretic peptide receptor 3. The record is from RefSeq and is a predicted model, not a curated record. The coding region runs from base 1683 to 2699 and encodes 338 amino acids. The transcript is spliced from 6 exons. Gene Ontology annotation, molecular function: signaling receptor activity; peptide hormone binding. NCBI's taxonomy places the organism in Eukaryota, Metazoa, Arthropoda, Insecta, Diptera, Culicidae.